This is a messenger RNA of Periophthalmus magnuspinnatus, 4634 nucleotides long. RefSeq names its product pre-B-cell leukemia transcription factor 4 (gene pbx4). Gene Ontology annotation, molecular function: DNA-binding transcription factor activity, RNA polymerase II-specific; RNA polymerase II cis-regulatory region sequence-specific DNA binding. Bases 700 to 1965 code for a protein of 421 amino acids. The transcript has 9 exons. The record is from RefSeq and is a predicted model, not a curated record. Gene Ontology annotation, cellular component: nucleus. Lineage: Eukaryota; Metazoa; Chordata; Actinopteri; Gobiiformes; Gobiidae. Gene Ontology annotation, biological process: neuron development; embryonic organ development; animal organ morphogenesis.
UCACCUGAGAAAAUGCAAAGAAAUCGGGAAGAAAACUAGUAUUAGAUCUACAAUCAACGAAAUAUGUCAUUUUUGUGGAUGUCGGUUGGAUUUUAUCACUAACAGCCCAGUCAUCUUGAUGGUCCACCCACCCGCAGACCUGCGCUCUGUGCUGCUAUGAGUUCAAUGGUCAACGCAGCUCAGUACAUCCCACAUACUCCCGCGACAUCAACAACAAUGGCAAACCGUAGUGUGUUUUGGUAGGAGCGUCUUUGUUGGGGCUAGGCGGCCCGAAAACUCUUUCAUUUUGGUCACGAAUCGUUUAUUCUUGUGUUAUUACGGGAGGACCGUUUUCCGUCUUCACAUUGUUUCUGAAAAUGUGCGCGGCGCUGUUGGCGAGCUUACACUGUCCGUGCAUGUGCGUCCCUGCUGCUGCCUUUCCACUGCUGGGCUAGAGCUACUACCCAGCCUAGCCGCUCUCGCUCGGUGUUAGCUUGCAUUAGCCUGGUUGCUCAGAUAAAGAUAUCACAGGCGAAUGUAAAGCGACUUUAUGCGAUUUGGUUUAUAAUCGUUUUUUCUGCGUUGUGCCUCUUAUUACUGCCAGGAGACUUGAUUGGUGUUGUAUGAUUGGCAGUAGAAAAUACUUUGCUGGCUAGCUCGUAAGCUAGCUAUUUGCGUUUUUUCUUCGACUGAAGAAAACGGCGAGUUUUCUUUGAAAGUAUGGAUGACCAGACCAGAAUGCUGACGGGAUUGACCGGACUCAGUGGACUAGCACAAGCCGAUGUCGGCGACCCAGACGCGGUCAGGAAACAGUCUCUUGGCCAGCCUCAGCAAGACAUUGGGGAUAUCCUACAGCAAAUAAUGGCUAUCACGGACGAAAGCCUGGACGAAGCGCAGGCCAGGAAGCAUGCCUUGAACUGUCACAGGAUGAAGCCAGCCCUCUUCAGCGUGCUCUGUGAGAUCAAAGAGAAGACUGUGCUGAGUAUACGAGGCGUGCAGGAGGAGGAUCCCCCAGACCCCCAGAUCAUGAGGCUGGACAACAUGCUUUUGGCUGAGGGUGUGUCGGGGCCAGAGAAGGGAGGGGGCUCGGCUGCGGCCGCCGCGGCUGCAGCAGCAGCUGGAGGAUCGCCCACCGACAGCAGCAUUGAGCACUCAGACUACAGAGCCAAGCUCGCCCAGAUCCGCCAGAUCUACCACUCUGAGCUGGAGAAAUACGAGCAGGCAUGCAGUGAAUUCACCAACCAUGUAAUGAACCUGCUGAGGGAGCAGUCUCGCACACGACCCAUCUCUCCAAAGGAAAUCGAGCGAAUGGUGGCCAUCAUCCACCGCAAGUUCAGCUCCAUCCAGAUGCAGCUCAAACAGAGCACCUGUGAAGCUGUCAUGAUCCUGCGUUCUCGCUUCCUCGACGCUAGGCGUAAGCGGCGCAACUUUAACAAACAAGCCACAGAGGUGCUGAACGAGUAUUUCUACUCUCACCUGUCCAAUCCUUACCCCAGCGAGGAGGCUAAGGAGGAACUGGCCAAAAAGUGUGGAAUCACUGUGUCUCAGGUCUCUAAUUGGUUUGGCAACAAGAGAAUACGCUACAAGAAGAAUAUUGGUAAAUUCCAGGAGGAGGCAAACCUUUACGCAGUUAAAACAGCAGUAGAUGCUGCCAAUGUGUCGGCACAAGCCAGCCAGGCGAACUCUCCUGCAACACCCAACUCAGGAUCACCGGGGUCGUUCACUUUGUCCCACUCAGGGGACACCUACCUCGGCCUGCGUUCCCUCAAUGGGGAGGCCCUCAACAUCGCCCCCUCUCUACAGCCGCAAGUGGAUACCCUGCACCCUGCUACACACCUGACGGCCGGUUAUGAGGAGCUGUCAGGAAGUGCCCUCUAUACCCCUCAUCGCCUGGAUGCUAACAGCUGGCAGGACACCACCAAUACUUCCUCCGUCACCUCCCCUCCCGGUCCUCCCAGCAGCGACCACUCAGACACGUCCAACUGACUCUGGCUCUGUCCACCAUCUUUCCAUUCCAACUGUGGUCUGCUUGACUCACCACCUUCACUACCACGUACUGCGCCUGAAAUCUUCUAGUUCAACUGUGUUAAACAACAACAACAUACAGACUGGACAGCGAUAUAAUAGUCAGCAAAGGAUUGUGGUGCUAACACAUGUGACACUCAAACAGUGUGGUAUGGAGCAAACUGAUGCUGAAGCAACAUCUCUUUCAAGGAUUUUUUUUGGAAAUCUCCGACACCCAGACGUCUUUACAUUACCCAUAUGUGCACGAUACCUUUGAACAUAGAUCUACUCCACAGGACUUUUUGCUUUGGAAAACUGUGCGAUUGCCUGUAUCACUUCAAACAUUGGUUACGUGACAGCCAAACUCUUGAUACAGCCCACCAGGGGCCUCUGCUGUGCUCAACUUGCUCGUACCAAAGUGCUACCCCGGUAGUUGUCAACGCAUCUGUUCCUCUGCCAUCUCAACACAAGACACUGCUGUACCUUUCUAAUAUGUUAUCAGCUUUCCACAUAAACACAGAUAUUUUAAAAUGGUUUUAGAAGUGAGCUAAGAUUCUGUCAAGCACAAAUGUUAGCAUCCUUGUAAUGGGCGUCUUCUAGUAUAAAGGGUAGUCAAAGGGAUCAUGGUUCAAAGUAUAGCAGGAUAAGUAGUAAUAACCAAACUGGAGGGAUGAGGAUCAGGCAGACAGGCGGAGUGGAUGUAAUAACUACAUAGUGCUAUUCGUUGCUAACCAAUAGAGGGUGUUGGUAGAUGGCUCUUAUAUUUCUUGCUUUCUGUCCACUAGUUUAUUUGAUUGUAGGCUAUUUUCUAAUGCUGUUUCACCAAGAAUGCACCAGCCACCACCAAAAAUGAGCUCAAUAUAGCAUCUCUGUGAUGUGAGGAGAGGAGUAUAAGAGGAGAUUGUGGGGCACUGAUGUGUUGUUGGAACAAAUGUGACAUGAACUUAGAAAGUGACAGUCUUCCAUGCAUGUAGGACUUCUAGACGUGAUAUUGUUUUUCAUUACGUUUUUAGCUUCAUUUUUAUUAAUAAAAAAUAAAAGGGUAUAAUUAUUACAGUCAGACCAAAAAGGAAAAACCAUGUAUAGCUACGAUGUGUGUCUCUGUGGGCAUGUGUACAGUGUUGGGAUGUCAUUGUCCACCUGGGGGCGCCCUCUGAUCUUUGUAAGCAUUAAAAACACUGGGUGCUUCCUUCUAAUGGCAAAGUGGGUGGGGCUCAGCUUCAGUGUCCCUCCCAUUAAACCACAACACACUACAACCUUCUGUUGUAAACCAAAAAUACCACAUUCAGCAAUGUAAUAAUGCCACCUUUUUAGUUUGAGGAGAGGGGGACUUAUAUUUGUAUCUCGUCUUUGUGUGCUGUUGUCAUGACUCAAACUGAAAGCGUUUUUUGUUUCUUUUUUGGGGACUUCUUUUGGGUGGAGCAGUGGUAUUAUAUCACAUAUUAUGUCAUUUGAUUGUCAGUGGAGCACCUACUCCAUAAAAGGAUUUGCGUUGCCCUCUUUUUUUAAAAAUACACUAUUAUGGGAAAAAAAAAUUAAAGUUUUUAGUUGAAUGGCCGAUGGGAAAGGGCUUCUCUCUCUCUCCUCUAUUACCAAAAAGAGGCAGUGCUGGGUGUAGUUCUAACUCAUGUUUAAGACAAACCUGCAACUUUUCAGAGGGACUUUAUUCUUUGGAACUAUUUUAUACAUGGUUAUGUGAAUAAUAAAAACACAUUUUGAUAGUUAAGGUAAAGCCUUAUGGAAAUUUCACUUGAGAUUUUGUGUUACAGAGCAAAUCUUGAGGCGUGUCAUGUGAUAUCCAUCAUUUGUUUUCUUCAGUGCAGUUUGUUUAACUGUAUCUUAUAAUCUCAUCAUCACACCAAAUUAUGCUCCCCCUUUUCUACCUGUUAUAAUGGAUGUCACUGUACAGUUUGUGUAAGGUUUCAGUAUUUUUUAUUUUCUUUUAUAAAUGUUUUUUUUUGUUUUUUUUUGUUUUUUGUUUUUAUUAAAAUGCCAGUUUUAUUUGGCUUCGUGUAACACUCACAAUAACUAUCAUUUUAUUUAGGUAUUUUGUUACAUAACUGGGUGCAAAGUGGGGUUUAUUGUGUAACAUUUGAUGCUGUGGAAAAUUAACCAAUGUUUCACUUUUCAUUAAAAAGUUGUCCGACAUUGUUUAAUACCUUUUAAAGUGGCAACCUUCUGUUUUUACAAUACAACUUUGUAAUUACCAUUGUCACUUAAGGCAAAACAAGCGUCAAUGUAGCAUAUAGAUUUUUAUGCAAACAGACUUUCCAACAGUGAUCUGGCUUUUCCAUAGCACCAAAGUGUUGUUAAACCUUUUGAUUUUUGUUUAGUAUCUUUGUAACUUCCCUCUUUUCCUUGUAUUUAUCCCUCUGUCUACCUCUGUCAGUCAUUUUUCUUGUAUAUAACCCCACUUUUUUCAGACCUGCGCGUCUGUACGAACUCCUUUUAUACCUCAACUUUAGAAUUGUUCUAGAAAGAGUAAAACAAAAGGAAGAAUAUGACAAAUUGUAGUGUUCUUAUUAGAAAAUUAAUAAAUGAUUUAGUGUGUUUUUCAGUAUUUGAGUUCAAAAUUUAGGAGUGUUUUAUAAGUUGUCACAAAUGCUCUUGUGAUAGUCAAAUGUAAUAAAAGGAGACACUGCACCACUUGA